Messenger RNA from Tachysurus fulvidraco (yellow catfish), 2176 nucleotides. Its product is annotated as basement membrane-specific heparan sulfate proteoglycan core protein-like. The transcript has 6 exons. The record is from RefSeq and is a predicted model, not a curated record. NCBI's taxonomy places the organism in Eukaryota, Metazoa, Chordata, Actinopteri, Siluriformes, Bagridae. The coding region runs from base 204 to 1349 and encodes 381 amino acids.
UACUGGAACAGCAAUAUACAGUAUGUUUGAAAUGACAAUAAAAGCUUCUUGGUUUGACUUGACUUGACUAUGUAAAGAGUUCUACAGAGCUUGAAUAGAGAACUGAGUUUGUGGGGCUACUGGAAGGCGUGGAAGUGGUUUAGGUACUGUAGAAGUUUGCAGUGUUCAGACCAACGUCAGUCUGGCACGUAAAAGACCCUCUGAUGUGUGAGCAUAAAAAUAUCUGUGUGGAUUUCAAAAUGAAGCCUGUUCUGAUCGCAGUGUUUUUUAUCAAUUUGUCCACCUCUAUUCAGGAAGAACGUCAGGGCCGUUUACAUCCAGCGUAUAUUUACAAUGGUGGAGUGACCAAAGUGAAGGAAAGUGAAAACAUCAUCUUUAAGUGCUCAACUUUUAAUAUGACAGUUAAUAGAACAGAAAGCAUAAUCUCCAUGUACCUCUUUAAAAAUAAUGAGAGAGUCAAGAUGAAGGCUAUUGAAGAUACAAAAAUAGACGACACAACAUUUCUCCUUACAAAUCUUACUGUAGAACAUUCUGGAUUGUACACAUGUCUUUACUCUGAAGAGAACCUUAAUGUCCUUAAGACAAAUGCAACAGGACACAACUCUGUCUCACUCGAGGUUUGGGGUAAAAUAUUACCAGCGAGAAUUGAAAGUACAGAAACUUCAGUAACAAAAGGAGAAACUCUGAAACUGACCUGCACCUUUACAAAAAUUCUAAACUGUGCUCAAGUCUACGUUUAUCUCUGUGUCAAUGGGAUCGGAAACAGCAAGAAGCAGGUGAACUGUAGCAACAGGAACAUUUCCACAACAUUUCACCUUAUAGUCUCUGAAAACUCUGUGAACUACAGCUGUGUGUAUUCAGUGUCUAACUACAAUGUCAGUGAGGUGAGAAAUACAGGAGAAAACAGCAUCUUUGUCCAUGGAGGUGAUUUUUCCCAUAUCAUGCCAGCAAAUAUCAUCCUAAGAAAAGUUGGGCAAAACCUCGACCUAAAAUGUUCUAUUCCCGGUUUAAAAGCAGAGUUCAAACAAAUCCACAUGUAUCUGUGUAAAAAUGGUGAUGGUCUGAGAAUGAAGCUACUGAGAGAUAAAAAUGAACACAUCUUUAUUUUGAAUAAAGUCUCAGAAGAAGACUCAGGGAUUUAUAGCUGUGUGUACUCAUUACAAAAACACAAUCAAGACUUGUGCAAUACGACACACAAUCAAAUCCAGGUUCAUAUCUAUGGCCUGGUGUGGGAGAGAAAUCUUCUCAGGCUGAUCUUCUCAGUUGGAGUGCUGAUGCUUGUGUGCUUCAUUAUUAUUUUUGAUUUCAAGACACGUAACAGUUCAGAAGAACCAGAACUGCAGACCUAAUGUCUGGAACGGUGCUUUUUCUGUUUUUUCUUUUUUCUUUGUUCUUUCUUUCAUGUAAAAAAAUCAGUUCUAUUAAUAAACACUUAUCUCAACUAAAGGUUUUGAGUAAUAAUUUUUUUACAAAGAUUAAUUACCUGCAAUUAGUAAACUAGCACCAUAAACCUUUGACCAGAAGCUUUAAAGUUUUUGUUGGUGUUGUUAGUGUUUGUGGUACAACCUUAACAUGGAACAUUAACACCAUAAGUUAAAGGAAUUCCUCAGAAGAAACCUAAAGAUUUAAGUUUUUUUAGGACUGAAUGUGACCAUAUAGUGUUGAGUUAUACAGUAGAAAUGAAAAGAUUUAUAAUCACACACUUUGGUGCUAUCCAGAUGAGGAUGAGUCCGGUUCUUUUCAUGGUUUCUUCCUCAUAUUGUCUCAGGGAGUUUUUCCUCCCCGAUGUCCCCUCUGACUUGCUCAAUAAGGCUAAACCUACAUUAACGUUUAUAACUUUAUUUAUUUUUAUGCAGAAUUGUUCUAUACCUGUAAAGCUGCCUUGUAAAGCUGUACACUAUUCCUAAUAUUUUAUUGAGUUUCUGCAGUACAGUUUAAUAGAAAAUAAACCUGAAAAGUGAAAGUGUAUUUCUGUAUUCUGUUUUAUUAUUAUUUUUUUAAAAACAAGAAGUUGAACAAGACAUUAAUCAAGCAUUAUAGCAUCAAUUUGUUUAACGUUUCGUAAAUAUUUCUCACUAUAAUUAAUAUUUCUUGGGCAAACUCAUCUGAUGCCAUAGACAACCACAGAAAUAAAAAGAAACAGUAAUAUUUACAGUAAUAAAGUCUCUCUUCCCUC